AAAUUGAUAUAUCUUAGUUCGUGAUUGCGGUCCAUGACCGUGGUCUUGUACUCUUGUUUAUAUUAUAAUUAGUAAUUAGUAAUUUAUAAUUAUUCACCUAAUUACCCAAUCUAACUUCUAAGCAGUAAGUACUGAAGUAAAAGAAUAGGACAUCAUCAUUUAGUUUUAAUGGAGUUCAGUCAUUCAAUUCUUGGUUGUUACAUUUCUAAACCUAUUAACUUAAAACAAUUUAAGACUGAAAAUGCUUAUACAGUUGAUCAAAUUAAAAUGUCAAAGAUCACUGAUCGUAUAAUAUUUGAAAAAUUAAGAUCAAUUAAUCCAAGUGCUGAUUUAUCUCAUUUACCAGAUGAUAUAAAAAUGUGGGAAACAGAAUUACAGAACUAUAAUUAUCAAGAAGUUUUUGAUUCACCAGAUACAUUAAGUGCUCGUUACAUUUUUCCUAUCUACGGCACUAUUAGAAGUAAUCUUCAAACACUUAAAGUUAUGAAAAGUGAUUUCUAUCAGACUAAAAAAACAAAAUUAUAUACUCCACUUCCCAGUUUUACUCCAAGAGGUAAUAUUACGCCUGGUCAAACUUUAUUAAUUACAAUUUCAAUUUAUUAUCCAUUUCAUUGGACGAGAAAUCAAAUUCCUGAUGAAGCUGUUUUUCCACGUUGUAAAAAAACCCUUCAAUUUUAUGAUGCACAAACUCUUCAAGAUUUGAAACAAGGAUUUAAAUGUGAAAAUGAAGAAACUGAAAUAAGUGGUGAUAUAAGCAAAACCCCUCAUAAACCAUUAGAAUAUAUUGUGAACUCAGAUUUGAAGCACGGAUUGUUUUACAUAAAUAAUAAUUUAUACGUCGACACAUUACCUGAUAAAAGUACAAAGAUUUAUGCCGAAACAAUGAAAAAAUGGGCUUGUGAUAAUGGUAAACCUAUUGAAAAUAUAUUAUCAUUGGAUACACAACUUUUGGAUUUGGAGAUAUGUAUUGGCCAACCUUAUGUUUACCAACAUUUAGGUCGCUGUGAACAUCUAUUUAUCUUUAAUGAAAUCAGCAUUGCUAAAUCUAAUGAUUGUCUUGGCCAAACCAAUUAUCCAAGAGUCAUCAGUGUAGCAAAAGAGAAAUUAAAAAAUUGUAUAUUUUGCUCUAAAAAUGUAGCUAGUGUUGUUAUGCUGAAUGAUGAUGAAAGAACCCCAGUAAGUGUAAAUCAUAUGUGUGAACCUUGUUUUAAAUCAUAUAACUAUGAUCAUUUAGAUGAUAAAGUAUCAAAUUUUAAAGCUUAUAGAUGUAUAAAAUGGAAAAAAUAACUUAAUAACAUAUUAACUUAUAAAUAAUAAUCCAAAUGACAAUGUUAUUAUGAAAAAUUAUGUUUUUUAAAUUUUUAUUUGUUAUUAAGUACUAAGUUAAAAUAUUUGUCUUAGCAUUAUAAAUCCAUGACUUUUAUUUGCAUUAUUAUAACUGUUAGCAAAUAAAUAACUGUAAAUACAUUUUAUACUACUACUAAUAAUAAUUCUGCCUUUCUGCAUUGCAAAUUAUAUCAGGACAACGGAGAUGUCGGACUUGAUCCAUAGUAUCUUAAAUUUUGGUUGUAAUAUAAAAUAUAAAUAUACUUUCUAUAACUCCUUGCAAUUAA
Molecule: messenger RNA, 1613 nt
Organism: Rhopalosiphum padi (bird cherry-oat aphid)
Lineage: Eukaryota; Metazoa; Arthropoda; Insecta; Hemiptera; Aphididae
Gene: Pbp49
Product: snRNA-activating protein complex subunit 3
Exons: 3
Coding region: 169-1287 (372 amino acids)
Biological process (GO): snRNA transcription by RNA polymerase III; snRNA transcription by RNA polymerase II
Cellular component (GO): snRNA-activating protein complex
Molecular function (GO): bent DNA binding; RNA polymerase III type 3 promoter sequence-specific DNA binding; core promoter sequence-specific DNA binding
Source: RefSeq, a predicted model, not a curated record